Rubroshorea leprosula is the source of this 1393-nucleotide messenger RNA. Lineage: Eukaryota; Viridiplantae; Streptophyta; Magnoliopsida; Malvales; Dipterocarpaceae. The record is from the annotation of a GenBank genome assembly.
UCCUUUUAAAAAUUACAGCUAUUAGUAAUCUCUAUUUUAUUAUGGAUUCGGGAAUGUCUCUCAACUGCAAGGAUUUCAGUGUUAAUAAAUGGAAAUCCGACGUAGGAAUUCUCUUCAAAAAAGCUGAGUGUGAAGGGCUUUUGAGAGGGGUGGAGAUUGGAAGAGGAGGGGUGGUGUUGUCGCUAUUACAAUUUGCAGAUGACACAGUUUUCAUAGGGAUGGCUGAUGCAGAAAAUGUUAGAGUUGUGAAAGCUAUCUUGCUUUGUAGGAGGAAAUCUGGGGAGGAAAAAGUUUUGGAAGUCGGUGCUAGAUCGGUUUCAUCAGAAGCUUGCCACUUGGAAAAGCCCACUACUGUCCUUUGGAGGCUGGAUUACCUUAAUAAACUCGGAGAUGGUUUAGAUAGCUUGUGGAAGAGGGUGAUUUGGGGAAAAUAUUAUGGGCGUAGGAGGGAGAGGGAUGCUACUUCCGUUGAGUGUUUGAAUAUGUCUCAGAUAUGGAAGGAUAUUAUGAGUUUGGGUAGUAGAUCAGAACGAUUAUUGAAGAUGUUAAUAAGGGGUUUUAAGUGGGAAGUUGGGGAUGGAAGUUGUGUGGAUUUUUGGAGUGACAAAUGGGUGGGGGAUAAGUCUUUGAAGGAGUUAUAUCCUAGGUUGUUUGUGUUGGCUAUAAGGACGGAAGGAAUACUUAAGGAUAUGGGUGUUUGGUGUGGAGUAAAUUGGGUUUGGGAUUGUAGGUGGAGAUGUGGAUGUAGAGGGAGGGCAGUAGAAGAGGAAGAACAUUUUCGGGCAAUGAUCAAUGGAUUUAAGUUAAGGAUAGAUAGGGAGGAUUCUUGGAAAUGGGUGCAUAGUAGUGAUGGUUGUUAUUCGGUGAAGGCAGCAUAUGAGUUUCUAACACCAAAUUCUAGUUUUUUUGAAGAGAAAUGGGCUAAGGUGAUUUGGAAUAGAUAUGUUCCUUCUAAAGUAAAUGUUUUUGGGUGGAGAAUGUUUUUGAAUAGGUUAGCGACUAUAGACAAUUUGUGUAAGAGAGGAAUUGUGUUGUCAGGGAGCGAUAUGGGGCCAAGGGAGUGCAGGGAGGCUAUUGUGCAACAUCGCAAGAAUCUAAAGAGUGCUAAGAAAUUGCAACGGGAAGCAAUCUGGAAGAGUGCUGAUCAGGACAGGUAAAGCUCGUGCAAUGUGUGUUUUGGUGGUUUUUUACUGUUGGUUUUUGGGUGCUGGAAGCUUGACUAAGCUGCAGAUGCAAUUGUAUGCUGUUUUUAUGCUUCUUUGUUUCGGUUCUACUAUGUUUACAUGAUGGCUCUAUUUGAUGUUUUAAAAUUUUGUGAUAUAGUGCAUCUUUGAUUAGUAUAAAUGGGCAAGAGUACCCCUUGUGCUCUAUAUAAUAAAAUUUGUUUUUGCUG